GCUCUUCUCUAAAAUAAACAUGAGAAUGUUGAUUUUAAUUUUGUAUUCAAAAAAGAAAAAAAAGAAGGGGGAUGUUGUCUGCUGGUCCAAAAAGUGUAGCAGCUAGCUUUCAGCUUCAACUGUUUUGACCCAUUAUCUUUUGUUCUUGUACGAAAUAGAAUUUAGCUGCAAGUACGGUUAAUACUUUAUUUUUGAGUCAUGAAAGCAACUAAAUUAUAGUGUUAAACUUGCAAACAAUUUUCAACAAAUGAAAUGAAUUGAAAUUUUUUCGGAAGUAAAUCUGAAGUCUUUGUGCCAAAUCCAAAGCACAACCUACACCAGACCAGACAAACUUAUACUACGAACACCACGUAUGAACGCAGAUGAUCAUAGUGAGCAAUAUUUGUUAUUGCCCUUGCGGAAAGCUAACAUUAGUUACGGUAUUCCAACUGCCGCGUCUGCAUUUAUGCUAUUGAAAUUUAGGCUGUUGAUAAACAGUACCUACUUUAUAGAAGGGAACAGUAAACUUGUUGGAGCCAGCGUGACGUUAGAAAAAAAAAUAGCAAGAUUUUUUCAAAGAGUUGAAUUUAUCUCAACUUUUCUCAUUUUUGCUCACCAAUCCAACUUGUUAAAAGGGACUGCAAAAUGCAGAUGCGACAUACAAAGCAAUAUUCCAUGUGAAUAACUUAGGUGGGCUCACCUACUUCUAGAUGUUCAGAUAUCAAGUGUCAGACUCCAGUUUAACAUAUUAACUCUUGCAAAAAUGAAGGCCAGUUAGAGGAACAUUGCCUCAGGUGUGAGGAGGUGUUGCAGAAUGGAAUGAUUCAACAAAUUCUUACCAGUUAAUAAGCCUUAUCUACCUUUCAUCUAACCUCCAUGCAUGCACAUUUCAUUUUCUUGAUGGAGACAACUGGCGCUACUACUUAACGAGGUAACCAAACAUCCACUUAUAAAUUAGCUUGGGGAGUCAAGAUCAGGCAUAUUACAGACAAUGGGAACUCGUGCAGUAGAAAGCUCACAGCAGCAAGAAUGUGAACAUAUUUUCCGGAGUAGAUAUCCUCCGGUUCAAGUACCGGACAAUGUGACCCUCCCGGAUUUUGUGCUUCACAAUGUAGAGUUAUACACUGACAAAAUGGCAUUUGUGGAUGCUACCACUGGCAAAGGCUACACUUAUGGCCAAGUUGCAAGAGACAUAAGGAGGUUCGCCAAGGCCUUGAGAUCCCUUGGCUUAAGGAAAGGACGGGUGGUGGUGGUAGUUCUUCCAAAUGUACCAGAAUAUGCUAUUGUUGCUCUUGGAAUCAUGGCUGCUGGUGGCGUCUUCUCCGGUGCAAAUCCAGCAGCUCAUUCAUCAGAAAUCGUGAAACAAGUUGAAUCUGCUGAUGGCAAGCUUAUUGUCUCUGAUCUACCAACCUAUCACAAGGUUAAAGAUUGUGGGCUGCCAGUAAUAAUACUAGGUGAAGAACAUGUAGAAGGAACAAUUCAUUGGGAUGAAUUGCUUGAAGCUGCAGAGCGUGCCGGUUCCAGAACUGAUCACAUAACAAACCAUGAAGAUGAAAUGGUGCAGCAAAAUGAUUUAUGUGCACUGCCCUUCUCGUCAGGCACUACGGGGCUGUCCAAGGGAGUGAUGUUAACCCACAGAAAUCUAGUAGCAAACCUCUGCUCUACACUCUUCAGUGUUAGCCCAGAAAUGGUAGGCCAAGUUACAACACUGGGUUUGAUACCAUUCUUCCACAUUUAUGGGAUAACUGGAAUCUGUUGUGCAACCAUUAGAAACAAAGGGAAAGUGGUAGUCUUGCGUAGGUACGAACUGAGGGCAUUUCUAAAUGCACUCAUUACACAUGAAGUCACAUUUGCACCAAUUGUGCCACCUAUCAUCUUGGCACUUGUUAAGAAUCCUAUUGUGGAUGAAUUUGAUCUCAGCAAGCUUAAGCUUAGAUCCAUCAUGACAGCGGCAGCCCCACUUGCCCCUGAGAUUCUUAAUGAAUUUGAAAAGAAAUUUCCCGAUGUUCAGGUCCAAGAGGCAUAUGGGAUGACUGAGCACAGCUGCAUUACUCUUUCUCAUAGUGACCAGCAUACUGCUAAAAGAAAUUCUGUUGGUUUUAUUCUACCUAAUUUGGAGGUAAAGUUCGUUGAUCCUGAUACCGGUAGAUCUCUCCCCAAAAACAAACCAGGCGAGAUAUGUGUCAAAAGCCAAUGUGUUAUGAAGGGUUACUACAAAAAUGAAUUUGAGACUUGCCUUACCAUUGAUAAGGAUGGAUGGCUUCAGACUGGUGACAUUGGCUACAUUGACGAUGAUGGAGAUAUCUUCCUAGUCGAUCGUAUCAAAGAGCUUAUCAAGUACAAGGGAUUCCAAGUUGCUCCAGCUGAGUUAGAAGGGAUCCUUCUCACACAUCCUUCAGUAGAAGAUGCUGCAGUAGUUGGGCUGCCAGAUGAAGAAGCAGGAGAGAUACCAGUGGCAUGGGUAGUCUUGAACUCAAAAGCAAAAGAAAGCGAAGAGGACAUUAUCAACUACAUUGCAUCGACUGUUGCACAGUAUAAACGAGUGAGAGUGGUGCAGUUCGUUGAUAGUAUUCCAAAAUCUCCUUCUGGAAAAAUACUGAGAAGACUUAUCAAGGAUAAGAUGCUAGAGAGACUUAAGAAUGCAUAGAGUGAUGUUCCAAAUACAUUAUUCUAACAUAUAACAACAUUUACCCAUCUCAAGUUGGUAUUGACUUGCCUAUAUUCUAUCAUCAUGUUUGUAAGGAAGCAAUAUUCCAUAAUGUCUGCUCUUUUACAUCUAUAAAACUUUAAAGUUUACUA
Nicotiana tabacum (common tobacco) is the source of this 2778-nucleotide messenger RNA. Its product is annotated as 4-coumarate--CoA ligase-like 1. The record is from RefSeq and is a predicted model, not a curated record. Gene Ontology annotation, biological process: fatty-acyl-CoA biosynthetic process. NCBI's taxonomy places the organism in Eukaryota, Viridiplantae, Streptophyta, Magnoliopsida, Solanales, Solanaceae. Gene Ontology annotation, molecular function: long-chain fatty acid-CoA ligase activity.